Zootoca vivipara (common lizard) is the source of this 6048-nucleotide messenger RNA. NCBI's taxonomy places the organism in Eukaryota, Metazoa, Chordata, Lepidosauria, Squamata, Lacertidae. The record is from RefSeq and is a predicted model, not a curated record.
CGGGUUGGACUAGAUGAUCCUCACGGUUCCUUCCAACUCCACAAUUCACAAGCACAGUUCUAUGCCCCAUCCCUCCCUGCGUAGGAUAGCAUUCUGUGGAAUCUCAGGUAGUGUAGAGAGAUGGAAAUGGGGUGUCAACCGCUGUCGCUGCUCACAUUGACCACAUUUAUUACCACAGUGACAGCAAUGGAAGCAAUAGCCAUUGUAAACUUCCUAAAGCAAGGGCUAAAAUAAUUUGAGCAUCUUGGUUCGGCAAGAGGAACCAAGGGCAGCCCACCUAGUGAUGGACCUAGUGAUGGACAUGUAAGGAAGCAGAAUGGAAGGAAAGAAACAGGAACCCUAGUGAACUUUCACAUCUCUGAAGGAAGGUGCAUAAUUUCACACCUGGCUGUGACCCCUCAGUCUAGAAGAGCCACCACUCUCUGCUUCAUUUCCCACAUUGGGGGAAGGGGGAUUUCCAUUCAUGCCAGUAUGAUAGGGUGAUCUUGUACCUCAGCACAGGAGGUAAUUAGUCUGGGUUAAUAAAUUAUAUUGCAUGACAAUCCUCCUGAGGGUGAAAAGAAGAGUAAGAAGCUUUUAACGAGUGGGAGUCCCUAGCUUGGUUUGUCACCAAGAUGAGUCAGCCCCCUACAGUUGGCAGCAUUUCAUGGGAGAAGGAAAGGAUGCAUGGAUAAGUACCUUUCCUGAAUAUGCACAAAAAGGAUGAAAGGGGCAUGAAGAAGUUUACACAUCUAGCAAGUGCCCUCCUCUUCUGCACUUUGGGGAUGACUGUAGCCUCUGCAAUAUAUUUGUCCGCAACACAUUAAAAUGGCAUGAUGGUUUAGUCCCAAAUGUGUUGCAUAUUUUUCCAGCACUGAGUUACUUAUGAUCAAAACUUUAAUAAAUUAUCAAAAGGCUGUUAUUGGAUGAUAGUAGUAGACUCACGGCAGUGUUAUCUCAAGAACCCUAAAAAAGUAUUUGUUGUUGUUGCUUUACUUUUAUGAUAAUAAUAAUCCAAAACACACAUCCCAAAACUGACAGUUUUGCAAGAGUUGGGUAGAUGCAGGUCUUGGAAUUACUAGUGUGUUAUACAGCAAGCAAUGUGUAAAUGAGAUUAAUGAAUGUACGAUAAUAAUCUCCAGAAAGUCCACAUAUGUUGUUGGUUGGAUUUCCCAAAGUGGAAAAAGCAUGUAUAUAGUUUCAAUGGGUUGUCAUAAAGAUCAAAUAAAUCCCAACAUAGUUUCCCCGAAUUCUAAACGUCAGUUGAAAAAAAGAAUUCCAUGAAAUGAAACACAUAUGUUACACUGUGAUAAGAGCUUAAUGGAAAAGUUAAUAUCAGUGAGUUUAAUAUUUUCAAUUUGCAAACACUUUUCGUCAGAGUGAAAAGCAAGAAGGUGGUAGCAAAAUGAGAGCUUCAGUUAUUCUACUCUGGACAAAUAUGAUGUGAUGCAAUGUGCCUUGUAAUGCACAUUCCCAGAAGAUGAAGGAAUUGGUUGGUAUUAUUGUGCCAUUCAAAUAACUAUAUUCUCAAAAGUCAGUUUUUUUGCAUAUUAAAGUUACAGGCUAACACAAUGAGCUGUUAAAUUUAAGCCAGGUCUAGAUGCAUGAGAUCUCUUUAGCUCAGUAUAUUUAGCACUUUCAAUUUUGCAAAUGCAUUACAUUUUUUCUUGUGCGUUCUCAAAACUCAUUCAAUUGUGCCGAACAGCACAAAAAGGGCACAUUUCAGCAAAGUAAGUGUGCUUUUUUUUCAGUUGCACUAGUUUCAAGAGUUUGACUAACUCCUCCAGCGAAACCAGCACAUUUUGAAAGUGCUUAAUUCUGAGCAUGCAGUAAAGAAGAUUCCUGGGCUAUAAAAGAUGAAGAGUCUACUUUUCCUGGUGUUGAUUUCUUUCUGCUGGGCUGAUCAUCAUGCUGCCAACUUCACGCUGGACCAUGACAGAAUUAUUCACAUCCACGAAAAUGGACCUCGCCUCCUUGUGGAAGCAGAUCAAACAAAAAUCUUCUCACAACGAGGUGGCAAUGUUACACUGCCAUGUAAAUUUUAUCGUGACCAUGGAUCAUCUGACUCGGGAUCCCAUAAAAUUCGGGUCAAGUGGACCAAACUCACCUCAGAUUACCUCAAGGAAGUGGAUGUCUAUGUUGAAAUGGGAUAUCACAAAAAGAGCUAUGGGAAUUACCAAGGAAGGGUUUUCCUGAAGAAAAGCACUGAAAACGAUGCCUCCCUUGUAAUCACAAAUAUAAUGCUGGAGGAUUAUGGGAAAUACAAAUGUGAAGUGAUUGAAGGUUUAGAAGAUGACACAACUGUCAUAUCUUUGGACUUAGAAGGCAUUGUAUUCCCUUACUUCCCACGACUGGGUCGUUACAACUUAAACUUCCACGAGGCUCAGCAAGCCUGCCUGGACCAAGAUGCAGUUAUCGCUUCCUUUGACCAGUUGUACGAUGCGUGGAGAGCAGGCCUGGACUGGUGCAAUGCUGGCUGGCUCAGCGACGGGUCAGUGCAAUAUCCCAUUACGCAUCCCAGGGAGCCUUGCGGUGGGAAGAAUACAGUGCCUGGAAUCCGGAAUUAUGGCUUCUCAAAUAAAGAUCAAAGUAGAUAUGAUGUCUUCUGUUUUACAUCCCAUUUUAAUGGCCGUUUUUACUACCUAAUACACCCAACCAAGCUGACCUACGAUGAAGCAGUGCAUGCCUGCCUCAAAGAUGGUGCACAGAUUGCUAAAGUAGGCCAAAUGUUUGCAGCCUGGAAACUCCUGGGAUACGACCGCUGUGAUGCCGGCUGGCUGGCUGAUGGCAGCGUCCGCUACCCCAUCUCUAGGCCAAGGAAACGCUGCAGUCCUACUGAAGCAGCAGUCCGCUUUGUGGGCUUUCCCGAUAAAAAGCACAAGCUCUAUGGUGUCUACUGCUUUAGGUCAUACCAGUGAAUGUACCUAGAGCACAACAACAUCCGAUCCAUCAUGUGAAGGAUUUUGUUUCAAUGAACUCAUGCAAGUUACCAAAACUGUGAUAAAUCUUUUUUACUUACUGUAAAGAGUCAUUUUCAUAAAAAACAAAAACAAAACCCAACCUAUUAAUUUGUUUUGGUUAUUUUUUUGUUUAAAAAACUAUCAUUCAAUAGAUAUUUUAAAUUAAUAUAAUUUAAAGGAAGCUUAGGUAAGGAAGUGCUUGAAGUGUAACUGUUUAAGCUACGUCAUUCCAACAAAGCAUAUUUUUUCAUGAAUGGGGCAUGCAAUAGCUUGAUGAUUGCUAGGACUUAAGUUAAGGAAUGUAAGGCUACUCAAAGCAGACACCUUUCCGAGUUUACAUAUUUGCAUCAUGUUAAAAUAGAAUAAUGAGAUCUGCAGGUCUGAACUACAUUAAUCUUUCCUUGACUGCCAUGUGGUUUUGCGAGCAGUUAAAUACAAAGAUGUGAACACGAGUUAAAGUGACUGCUUUUUUUGAAGUCUGCAAUACGAGAACUGCUUCACUAUUUAAAAUCCUGCCUUUUAUCAAAACCUGCUCAAUAAUCUCAUAACAUUCCAACAAACACAGCUAAAUCUUCUGAACGUCAUUCCCAGUCUUAUUGUGUAUGUAGUAGAUAAAUGUGUGUAUGAAUAAUUAAAGGAUGGGUCCUACCUUCUUCUUAAUGCAAACUAAAUAUGCCUGAGAUGUAUUGCAUUAUCUUUGAGUAGCUUCACGGAGAGGAUUUCUUUUUCUUACUCUAAAGGCCAUUUUGCUAAGCAACAUUUACUCAGGGCAGUUAUAUAUAAAUGAACUGCUGGACAGAAAGAAACACAAAUGUCUGAAAUUUAGCAGCUUGAUUCAUGUUAGCUUUUAAAAUAGUAUUGUCUUUAUAAAUGAAGCAUUUAAAUAUUUAAAUAUUUCAUUCUUAGUUAUACAUGUGAAAGUCAAACAUUUGAAUGAAUCUUGAAACAUAUUUAUCCACUCUAUGAUUACAAAAGAAAAAAAACAACCUCUGAUCCCAAUCAUGAAAGGGGAAGAUAUUUUUGUAAUCAGUUCCCCAUGUACAUUCCAAUUUGUGAAUGUAGUUUUUCUUUGCAUUUCCCCACUCAUGGUAAUGUCAUGCCUAUGGUGCUUUCUCUCCAUUGGAGUGUAGGAGCAAAGAAUUCCCAUGCCCACAAAUGAUCAGGAAGAAUAUUAUCUACUUCACCCAGAUAGUUAUUUCUGACUCUCCAGCUUAUCAGUAUUCCGAUUAUGGGAUAUUAACCCCUGCUACAGAACCCAGGAAAAGUUACUUAUUACCUGAUCUUCCUGAGGGAAAGCAUUAAAAGAGCAACAGAUGCAACAGGGUGGGCAGACCUGCCUAGAAGACAAAAAUUAGUUCUGUUGAAACUAAUGAGAAAAGUUAGUCAUGAUUAACUGAAGUCCCACGGCAUUCAAUGGAACUUAAAGUACAAUUCUAAACAUGUCCACUGAAAAGUAAAUCCCAUUCCAGUUAUUCCCAGUCCCAGAUAAGCAGGUUUUAGGAUUCCAGCCCAUCUAGCUAGACAGUUGACAGUGAAUCAAUUUUUCAAUAGUUACAGUGGCCUCAUACUUCUAUAUCAAGCAUGGUUUCUUAUUUGCCAUGCAAGGUAGCUUUAUAAUAUAUGUCUGUGCUUUGAUAUACAUAUCACAGCAUUCAAAUACUUAUGAGCAGUGUAGUCAACUGAUUGUAAUCUUUCCUUGUUUAUUAGAAGGGACCAGAUGUACUGAUUGUGUCCCACACUGGCCAUUCUUUCGAUAGGAGGCAUAGAAUGUCAAGUGCUAGUUGGUGCCAAUGUAAUCAGCUCAGGGCAAUCUUACAUGGUUUAUAACUAAAAUAUGAGGAGGAGGAGGAGGAAAAUCAAAGGAAAGGGCAUGUGCGUGCAUUGAUUAAAACACAGUGCAAUUGCCUCAAGAUUCCUUUUUUGUGCAGUUUUAAGCAACGUGCAAAUAUUCUGGUGCUCACUUUAAAACUGCCCAGGAUCUGUACACGUGCAGAGUCUUGAACAAAGUCUGGAAAUAAAAUAGAAUGGUGGGUCACUAAUGCAAAGGUGGCACUCUGUAAACAAGAUCAGAUAUAAUUUGGAACCCCAAAAUCUGGGAGAAAUGUUGUAAGCAUCCAAAGAAUUUACUGAGCGGAAGAGCAGCUGCAAUUCAUUCAUCGAUUUGUGUUUAGAAAGUUUGACUUUUGAAGGUUUCUGUAAUCUGGCCCAAGAUGUUAGGAAGAAGGGAGAGAGAGCAACAAUGGGGUAUAUGGAGGAAGAGAAAUGAAAAAAGAGAUAAUCACAAGAAAAGAAAAGAAAGAAACAGAAAAUCUGUUUCGCAUCCUGCCUAAUAUGUUUUCCUUUUCAGGAACAUGCAGCAAAAAUAUGAGAAGCUAAGAACUAAUGGGAUAAGAGUUUAUAGUCUAAAGCACUACAACUCCCAUCAGUCCCAGCUUGCACAGUUGGGAUUUGUAGUCUAAAAUAUAUGGAGGGCACCAGGUUGGGAAAGUCUGUUCUAAAGAAAACAGGAGUGAGUGAGAAAGUUUUCCAUUGGCUAAAGGAAAAUAUAUAUUUCAGCAGUUGCUACACUGCACUCUGCCUUUUUUAGCACCGUGAGACUGUAAUCCUAUAUCUACUUAACUGGAAGUAAGACCCAUUUAACUGGGAUUCACUUUUUGAGUUGAUAUUAUGGGAUUGAGCUGUGAGGCAGUUUUAUUUGUAAAGAAUCCAAGGUUAACCUUUGCAAAGUAUCAAGUCACUUUCCAAAGCUUCUCUCAGACAUAGAAUAAUAACCCAAGCUAUCAGAACCAAACAAUGGUUGUUUUUAAAACAUCCAUUUAAAAUUCAUCGGUUUACUGUUAAGACAAAGGGCAUAUACUACUCCUCCCUUGGAACCAUGCUUGGUCACAUUUAAAUGUGAUUAUAUUCUUUAUUGUAGCACAACUGAUAUGCUUUCACAAAUAUUUCUGUGCAGUUUUAAAAAUAAAUAAAUAAAUCAGUUUCCUUAUGAGCUGAAAGAUCUAUUAACUAGGUUAUGCGGUAUGAGUGUAUUAGAGUAUUGUGAUAUAUUAUGGUUCCAAACAAACUCAUAAUACCAAAUGCAUCUUUGCAUGAAUUUGAAAAUACCUUU